This is a messenger RNA of Choloepus didactylus (southern two-toed sloth), 2042 nucleotides long. RefSeq names its product ankyrin repeat domain 29 (gene ANKRD29). Gene Ontology annotation, molecular function: RNA nuclease activity; RNA binding; protein binding. Gene Ontology annotation, biological process: RNA processing. NCBI's taxonomy places the organism in Eukaryota, Metazoa, Chordata, Mammalia, Pilosa, Megalonychidae. The coding region runs from base 77 to 1039 and encodes 320 amino acids. The record is from RefSeq and is a predicted model, not a curated record. The transcript has 10 exons.
GCAGGGGAGGGACCCGGCCGGAAGCGUGCCGGCUCCGCUGCGGCGGCGGCGGGGCCCGGGAGGCGCGGCCGCGGACAUGUGCAGGAUGUCCUUCAAGAAAGAAACUCCACUUGCGAACGCUGCGUUCUGGGCAGCCAGGAAAGGGAACCUGGCCCUCCUGAAGCUGCUCUUAAACAGUGGCCGGGUGGACGUGGACUGCCGAGACAGUGCUACCCCUCUCUGGUGUAAUGAUGACCUGACUGUUCAUCUGUUUGUCCUCCACCAGCACGGCACCACACUCCUCAUGAUAGCAUCCUACGCUGGCCACUUAGACUGCGUGAGAGAACUGGUUCUGCAAGGAGCAGAUAUCAACCUGCAGAGAGAGUCAGGUACAACUGCCCUGUUCUUUGCUGCCCAGCAAGGCCACAAUGACAUCGUGAGAUUUCUCUUUGAAUUUGGAGCAUCCACUGAAUGUAGGACCAAAGACGGAGGCACCGCCCUGUUAGCUGCCAGUCAGUACGGGCACAGGCGGGUGGUGGAGACCUUGCUGAAACACGGAGCCAACAUUCAUGACCAACUUCACGAUGGAGCCACUGCCCUCUUCCUUGCUGCCCAAGGUGGUUACUUGGAUGUUAUUCGGUUAUUGUUAUCUUCAGGGGCAAAAGUGAACCAGUCAAGGCAGGACGGGACGGCCCCCCUGUGGAUCGCGUCGCAGAUGGGCCACAGCGAGGUGGUGAGGGUGAUGCUGCUGCGCGGGGCUGACCGCGACGCCGCCAGGAACGAUGGUACAACAGCUUUACUCAAAGCAGCCAACAAAGGGUAUAAUGAAGUGAUAAAGGAGUUGCUUAAAUUCGCACCCACCCUUGGUAUUUUGAAGAAUGGGACAUCGGCGCUCCAUGCGGCAGUGCUCAGUGGGAAUAUUAAAACAGUUGCCUUGCUCCUGGAAGCUGGGGCGGACCCAGCCCUGAGAAACAAGGCCAAUGAACUUCCAGCAGAACUAACAAAAAAUGAGCGCAUUUUGCGUCUCCUCCGAGGUAAGGAAGCACAAGGCAAGAGCUAACUUAGUUCUGUAUUUGAUGGAAAAGAUAGAAACCUUAACCACAUUGUCCAAAAAGAAAUUUUCAGAUAGUGCUGGAAAUUGUUUUUAAGAAAGAAAAUGCCCAAAAUGCCUGCCCAGCGGGUACCUGACAAAGCAGAGCGUGCUUUGUGCAUUAAGGCAAGAGCAGAACAGCUGUGGGACCCCUCCCUGUCCCUUCCCCCACUGUGGGUUCACACCGGCCUCUGACUUGGCUCCAGUGGGGUCUGGCAUAUUCAUGAAUUUCACAGAAACUCAUUUUAAACUAUGGUAACGCGAGUCUCGGUUAAACUCUAAGAUGGAUAAGGUUUUCAGUACCAAGCAAGGAGACAGAAAACUUUGUUCUUUUAAAAGACUGAAAGUCAGAAUUUCAAUGAAUUGAUGCACUUUGGCUUUUGUGUUAAAUAUAGGUAUGCUGAACUAUGGAGACCCAUCAUGUUUAAUGUAAAUGUGUGUGUGUGUGUACACACAGGGUAAAAUGUCUUCUUCUAUCCAAGGAUCAUAAGUAUUAUGAAUCAAUAGGUAUUAUGAAUCAGUAUGAAUCAAUGGGUAUUAUGAAUCAAUGUGUAAACAUAUGCUGUUAAAAAGCCACUUCUGACAUAUUACUGUGUGCUUUUCAAAGAUGGGCUGUUGAAUUAUAAAAAAGACAAAUUGUGUUAUUUGUUAGUUGAUUCUUAUCUUAUUCCUGAAACUUAAAAAUCAUUUGUAUUUAGAGCCAAUGCUGUAGCUAUGUCAGGUAACAAGUGGCAAAUUUGGAAAUUCAGGGAAUUAUGAACCACAAGAAAUGUAGGCUUGUCUCUUUGAGCUUUUAUUUUGGUUCUACUGUUUGGGAAUCUCUUUCUCAUGCUGUGCUGUGGAAUCUUGAACUUCCAACACCACAUUCUUUGAUGCAAAGACUUUGAAAUCUUUGGAUAAAGAGUGCAAGUUCACUGGAUUGCUAUUAUUACUGUAGAAGUAUAACUAAUAAAAGACUGUUAUAUGGUACAUA